This is a messenger RNA of Mercenaria mercenaria, 4215 nucleotides long. RefSeq names its product delta-aminolevulinic acid dehydratase-like. The coding region runs from base 88 to 1080 and encodes 330 amino acids. Gene Ontology annotation, molecular function: zinc ion binding; porphobilinogen synthase activity. The transcript is spliced from 9 exons. Gene Ontology annotation, cellular component: cytosol. The record is from RefSeq and is a predicted model, not a curated record. Gene Ontology annotation, biological process: heme biosynthetic process. NCBI's taxonomy places the organism in Eukaryota, Metazoa, Mollusca, Bivalvia, Venerida, Veneridae.
AUUGGUUGGAUCAGUUAUCAGUUUGACAGGUUAGGAUUUCCGUCAGUGUCGUGAAAAUAUAGAACGUGUGAUAACCAUAUUUUCAAGAUGUGUGACCAUAUUUUACUUCACAGUGGAUACCAUCAUCCAGUUUUAAGAUCAUGGCAGGCUACCAAUACGUCUGUUACGGCAGAAAAUCUUAUAUAUCCUAUCUUCGUCACGGAUGAUGACGACGCUGUCCAGGAGAUCACCAGCAUGCCUGGGCAGGCGCGGUAUGGUAUCAACAAACUGAGGGAUGCUAUCAAACCUCUGGUUGAGAAAGGCCUAAAAACAGUCCUCAUAUUUGGAGUGCCAGAAAAAGUUCCAAAGGACAACAAUGGCACAGCAGCAGACUUGCCAAACACACCGACAAUGAUGGCGAUACAGAUGUUACGCCAAUGGUUUCCUGACCUACUGAUCGCGGCUGAUGUAUGUCUCUGUCCUUAUACAUGUCAUGGACACUGUGGUAUACUGUAUGAAGAUGGCAGUUUAAAUAAUGAAGCUAGUAUAGCCAGACUUGCUGAAAUCAGUGUCAACUAUGCAAAAGCAGGUUGUCAAAUUAUUGCACCAUCUGACAUGAUGGAUGGUAGAAUAGGCGCUAUAAAGAAAGCACUGGCUGAGAGUGGUUAUGGUAGCAAGGUGUCAGUGAUGAGUUACAGUGCCAAGUUUGCUUCCAGUUUUUAUGGACCAUUCAGAGAUGCUGCAAAGUCAGCUCCAAGUUUUGGAGACAGAAGGUGCUAUCAGCUUCCACCAGGAGCCAGUGGUCUUGCAGAAAGAGCUGUGGAUAGAGAUGUACAAGAAGGAGCUGAUAUUCUCAUGGUAAAACCAGGGAUGGCCUAUCUUGAUGUUGUAAAAUCUGUGAAAACAAAGUACCCUACACAUCCAAUGGCAAUCUACCAAGUUUCAGGAGAAUAUGCUAUGUUGUACCAUGGUGCUAAGGCAGGAGCAUUCAACCUACAGACGACAUUGCUAGAAGUUCUUGCAAGUAUGAGAAGAGCGGGUGCUGAUAUCAUUAUAUCAUACUACACACCACAGUUAUUAGACUGGUUAUCAGCAAAGUGAGCUGCCAUGUAUAGACUGUGACUGUGUGCCUUUGUUAUUGUUUCAUCCAUCCAGCGACACUGAUGGUCCCAUACUGUACAUUUUAUUUCAAUGGGAAAAAGAUCAGAACAUCAAAAUCAGCUGAAAUUAUAAUGGCCUUCCUGUUUUAUUUUUUUUUAUUCAUUUUUUCUUCUCAAACUUUAGAGCAAUCAGAUCUUAUGAAAAAGGUUACCUCAAAAUGAUGCUUUUAGUUAGUUUUAAUGAAGAAUUGUUACUGAAUUUACACAGAACUUCUCUCUUGAGGUAAUUCAUUUCAAAUUGUCAUUUAUUUAUCUUGGCUGUACAUAAAUGUUUGGCAAGUGUGCAUGUGCAACUGGCUCAUGUUGUUAAUUUCAGAUUACAUUCUUUAUGUUAAAAUGCUACAGAAGGUAGCCAAUAUUGUUCAAGAAAAUUAGUCAGUUUUUUCCAAACUUGAAGUGACUAAGUCUGCUUCAGUAGAAAAUGUUCCUUAAUUUUACUGAGAUGCCUGGUUUCUCAAGUAUAGAGCUGAAGAAACAAUCGCUUACAAUAUACGGACUUACUUUGUCAAUUGAACAGGGCGUAAAUUGUUCAAAAUUGAAUUUAGUUCUUGUGUAACUUUGUGACAAUUUAGCAGUCAGGAAUAUGUUUAAUACAGAUAUGUGUAUGUGUAAAUUAUGUACAUGUAGUGAUGGUCUAUAUAAAUUCAGGGUGAUUUAAAGUAUAGUUUAAGUGCCAAAUCAUGUCUUUAUAUCCUGUAAAUCAUUGACAUAUAUAAAUGGCAUUUACCUAAUUUGUUCUUCAGAGUAUGUUACUGUUUGAAUAAAGAGAUGUGCUACCAAAUUAAAGUCAAAUUUUUCAAAAUUAAACAUGUUGCUUUCUUCAUUUCAUAUAUGUAUGAAAUUAUAAAUCAAAAGUAAAAUCGAAGUGAUUCAAUGUCAGAAUAAUAGGUAGUAUUCAUUUAGAAAACCCUGUGUUAGUCUGUAAAUAUUUAGAGUAUUGUGUAAAUAUUUAGAAAAGUUCUUCUGUGUAACAUUAGUUACACACUAAACUUUUAAAUUAAUGUGAAAUGACAAAUGACAGUUAAUUAGCUAUACUAAUUGCAUUUUCAUGAAUUGUCAGCUGAUUUAAUACUGAUAUUUUGUAUUGAGUUUUGUUUUUUUAGCCAUUGUUAUACAUGUAUAUAUUUAAACUUAAACAUAUGAAGGCAUGCCCCUUUAAUACACACUAUAGCAAAUCAGAGUGCUGUAGAGUCCAAUUAGACAAGUAGUUUAUAUUUUCAAAAAGUGUUGUUUUGUCAUCAAGCCUUUUUGUGAUAGAAAUAAAAUAAAAAAUUUCAGUGCACUUUCAAAAAUUUUGAAGCUGAAAUUUAAAAUUCACUCACAUUGAGCAUGUUGGGUCUUUUGACUUAGACUUUUCAUGACUAUGAGUAUUUAAUGUAGCACAUGUACAUUUUCUACAUAAUAUUGAUUUGAAAGCAAUUUUGUCUCCUGCUUUUUUGUAUGCAGACUGUCAGUAAAAUAAUAAAGUAAGAAUAGAUUCCAUGGUAACAUUGAGACUUUCAGACUUCAUGGUGUUCACUCGGUACUGUGCUGUACUUUCAUGAUAAAAUUGUUUAUAAAAAAGUUUUACUCCAUGACAAUAAAAAUACACUGUGUAUUAUUGUUCUUUUACAUUUACUUUUACAUUUUAAACUUCUGUUACUCAGAUGUAGUAUUUUUGUAAUAUCUAAUAUAUCUAACAAGAGUAAAUAUUCUCUGUGCUGUUUAUUCUUUGGUCAUAGAAGUAAGCUUAACUUUGUAUCUUUAAAGAAACAAUUUUUGUUUUACACGAUGAGAAGAAAAAAGUAUGGAGAAUUAUAACGUACUUGAAUGUAAAUUGCUUGACCUAAUAUGGGACAUUUACCUUUAAAAGGUUUACCCAACUUCUAAUGCUAUUUCCUUGAAGAGAAUAUUUUAUAUUCCUGAAAUAUUCCAGUUAUUGGAUAAGUUGUUAAUAACUGAAUAUAUUAUAUAUUAUAUUGUUGUUAUAUAAUCAGAGUUUAUUUUCAUGUCUAGCAAAUAUUACAAUGGCAUCUAUCCAAAUUAGCUUACUGUAAAAGCACAUAUUUUCGCUGGGUCAGAAUUUCGCGAAUUUUAAAUUUUGAGUAUGUCCGCGAGGUUUGAUAUUCGCAAAUCGUAAAAAUGGUAUCAUACUUGAAUUUGAAUUAUACCAGAAGUGAAUAUUUACACAAGAAUUAACUUUAGCGACUUGUAGAGCCUCAUAAAUAUAGCGAAAGUUAAACCCUUGCGAAAAUUCUGCUUUUACUGUAGAUUUAGCCAGAGGAAAUCAUGAUGAUUAUCUUGAGUUCAGGCACUUUUUGAUGAAACAAGAUACGACCAUGUUUGUAAAACAUAUUACAAAAACUCUUUAUUCCUGAAGUCACUGGCUAGGACUAUCAUGUGAAACAGUAGAAUUUUAUCUUUACCUUUUAUGGAUUUACAUUUAUUUAUGAUUGUUAAAUGUAUCCAUAGACAUUUCAGUAGUUUAUAAACAUCUGACAUUUUGCUGUUAUAGGGAGAAAAGGCAAAAAACUGUUUAUUUUUGUCUUGCUGUCAUACCUCAAAGGACAUCAUUAAUGUUUAUCAUAUUUCAGGUUGUUGAGCAGCACCUUAGGGUGUAAAUUCCAAGUUUUAAAAUUGUGUUGUUAUAACUUAUCACACAGGAAACAUAUGAAACUGCCGUCUAAAGUAUUUACAUUUAAACUAUUGAUAAUUUCAUUGCAUUUCAAUCAUUUACUUAGUCAAAGUUUUUGGGGGAGUAGGGGAGUAUUUUUAUGGACAGUGUUAAGAAGAUUGAAUAAUUCUGAAUACAAAUUGCAGUUUAUGGACUAUGAUGUAGAUUCAGCUUUGUACCUUUUAUUUAAAAUCAUGCUAUGCAUAUGAAUUGUUAAGAUAUUAUUUUUAACAAAAUGGUUUAAAAUAUAAUAUUAUGUAGUAUGAUAUGAACUGAUAUGUCACCAGAAUAUAUUUGUUUGGCGAAAGUUUUUAAAAGUAAUUUAGAAUUUUGACAACUAUUUUGUAAAUGGGUGCCAUUCCUUAUAAUAAGCUGUAGUUAUAUGUUAAGUGAUUUUAAAUCUGAUUAAACUUUAAAACAAUA